UAUACAUAACAACCCAACCUUAGCUAUUACGCAGUUUGACAAAUGCAGCCUUACAGAAGGUUUAGAGUGAUUUUCAUUUGAUCAUUUGAUUGAGGCUUCCAGAUGUCAUGUAACUAUGUGAUUACUGUGGGGAUGAGAUACUAUCAAACACACAACGUGUAACUGUGUAUCACAAGGAUGAGGAAGUCUUUUAUGUACCCCCUGCACAGGAGGGUGAUAUACCAGAAGCGUAUGAACAUGUAACUGUGUGCGUACAUGGUGACAAUGUCAUAUAUACUAGACAGGGAAGCGACGUACCAAGAGGUUAUGAAUCCGUUUCUGUCUAUGUCAAAGAACAAGGAUUAAUAUAUUCUAAAGAAGAUACAACACCAACUGGUUUUGUCCCUGUACGUGUUUAUGCCAAGAAAGAAGAUAACGAUACAGCAUCCUGCAUCAAUUCAUCUAAACCUAAACAGAUCAUUCACACAGCGUGUCUAACUGUCCAUGUUCCACGGUGUGAGGAAGCAGUUACUAAAUUCCUCCAGUAUGCAUCUGCCAGUAAAAUCAUCUUGCCUAUUGGGAUUCACGUUAAGUACCUGUAUGGUGUAGGGCGAAAGGACGACAGCAAAAAGAAGAAAGAGAAGAAAAAGGAGAAAAGAGAUCGUAAAUUCAACCAGCUGACGGAAAAAGUGUCAGCUUUGCGCAACUCCAACUCGGGAUAUAUACUGAUCCAUCUUGUUGGUCUAGCACCAGAGGAUCAUUUUACUGGCGCAUUUGAUAAAUUUGUGGAUUUAAAACUUCAAGACUUGAUUCAUGAUGGUCAAUUAUUUUCUAAUGUUUACCGGGAGGAAAAGCUGAGUGAACACAGGAAGCUUUCUGAUUUCCCUGACUUUAUAGCUCUUUACGUUAGUGCUUCUUCCAUCUUGACAACAUCUGACUUCAAAACAAAGAUUGCACUUGAUUACUGCAUUGUAGACAUUCCUGCGGAAACACUACGGACAUUUGUCAGAAAAAGAGGAGAAUUCAAAGACACUUUCCCACACUACCUACAGAAAUACAUACUGUAAAUGAUGCUCUGAGAGUACACGAAAGCAGAUCAAUUCAAGUGAAAAGUCACUUUCUCCAAAAUAAAGGGGAUCAUGAUAUAGUUACUAACAUUAUUAAGAAUCUUAAACUUACUGAGUACAUAAGUGCAUUUAGCAAACUUAAAAAUGGUGGUUCCUACCUAUAUGGUGUCAGAGAGGAAGUCGUUUUUAUAACGGAAUAUGGAUAUGAAUCUAUAGAAAUCCGAAGUCAACCUGUUUGUAUAGAUGAUCAAGAAAAUCUAAAGGAUACGUUGACGCAGAAGAUUCUCGAGACUGUUCUUGUGUGUGACUUUGAUGGGAAGAAAGUGACUGAUGCACAUACAGUAGACAUUAGUUUUAUUCCCUGCAGUGAGGAAAAGUUCAUUAUUCAUAUUCUCGUAAAACACGUGAAUAGUGUAAUGUUUUAUGAUCCACUGGGACCAUUGGCUUACAAAUAUGAUCCCAAAAACAAGUCACUAACCCGGAUGGAAAUCAAUGAAUGGCUCCAUGCUUUCACAAAGCCAGAGGUAAAAUCAAGCAUAGCUGACGCUGUGGACUAAAAAGUGAUGGCAGAAGACGAGCAGCGACUAGCGGAGAAUGCCUCAUUGGAAAGAGAUUUUGGAAGCACUGUUCAUAUUGUUGGAGAUGAAAGCCGGCCUCUAACUAUCUCAUGUCCUAAACUUCACCUAGACGCGGCUCGGACCAACACACUCUGCUGCCACGUAACUACAGACGGUGAGCUGGCCGAAUCGUCACCCGACAUACGGGAUGAGGGACAGAACAGGCUACAGGAGUACGCGGGGACCUGUAGCUCCCCCAUCCCCCUUCCUCCACCCACCUCCACCCUCACCCCGCUCCCCACCACACCUACAUACUGGGAGACAAAGACCAGGGUGCGGAUGGUGGGGCCAGUGUGGCGGCCAGUCCUCGAGAUGGGGGUUGUGGAGGCAGGACAGGUGGACAGUGAGCGGUGGGUUUCUGAACAACGUCGCUCCUGGGGUGUCAGUGUAGAGAGAUGUGGCAUACACAGGGAGGGUCUCUGUACCAGGGUGUGUCGGGAGGGGGAGCAGGGCGUGUGUCACCAGAACACCAUGUCCCGCACUCCCGGCACACAGGCCACCCUCCACUAUGGCGUGGUGCUGGAUGUGGGGAGGGGGAGAGUGGCCUUCAUUGACUUGGACAGGGGGAUUGUUCUUGUCAAGUUUGAUGAGGUGUUCCGGGAACCUCUUGUCCCCGUGUUUAGUGUUGGGUGGUCGCCAUUUGUCAACACUAGGUCCAUGAGUCUGAUCAGCGGGGAGGACGUCGACAUGACAGACACCAAGAGGGCCCUCGUCUACCGAGCACUGAGAUAGGAAAUAAACUGGUUCUGUAAAGUUAUCCGUGUAACUGAGAGAUUUCUAUCAACUGUUUCGAUGACAGACGGGGAAAGUGAGUGAAGCGGACAUAGAAGUGUUCGGUUUGUGUUCUGUUUGUUGUGUACAAAAUACAACCAAGUUCUUCACAUGUCUGGUUUCACUUCUUUCCUGGUUUCUCCUGGAGUUGGGAAUUAUUUUAAAUACUCACAGUAAUAUUGUUGUGCUGAAGUUAUUGCUGUAGUUGCUGAAAUUAUGCCACAGCAACAACUUUCUGAAAUGUGAUGUGAAACAGAAGUGAGUGUAUAGACAAAAUGUAAAAAUUGUUUCAAAACAUGAUUUCUUCUGCUAAUAUUGAUUUAUUAUGAUAAAACAAUUGUUUUAAAUACUCACACAAAUAUUGUUGUGAUGAAAUUAUUGCUGUAGUUGCUGAAAUUAUGCCACAGCAACAAAUUUCUGAAAUGUGAUGUCAAACAGAAGUGAGUGUAUAGACAAAAUGUAAAAAUUGUUUCAAAACAUGAUUUUCUGCUAAUAUUGAUUUAUUAUGAUAAAACAAUUGUUUUAAAUACUCACACAAAUAUUGUUGUGAUGAAAUUAUUGCUGUAGUUGCUGAAAUUAUGCCACAGCAACAACUUUCUGAAAUGUGAU
Messenger RNA from Haliotis rufescens (red abalone), 3043 nucleotides. RefSeq lists its product as uncharacterized. The transcript has 5 exons. The record is from RefSeq and is a predicted model, not a curated record. The coding region runs from base 1610 to 2395 and encodes 261 amino acids. NCBI's taxonomy places the organism in Eukaryota, Metazoa, Mollusca, Gastropoda, Lepetellida, Haliotidae.